Chara braunii is the source of this 3660-nucleotide messenger RNA. The record is from the annotation of a GenBank genome assembly. Lineage: Eukaryota; Viridiplantae; Streptophyta; Charophyceae; Charales; Characeae.
GCUAGGGGUCAGGAGGACUUAUGAGAGAGGAGGGUGAGUCGUUAUCCAUCUUUGGAGGCCGGGCCUCACAGAGGGAAAGGGAGGCAGAGGCAGCAGCCAGAGCCGCAAGCAUAGCUGCCCAGGUGGCCCUCCUUCAGGUCCCGGAAGCCAAUACUGACCGGUUCCAGGAGAGGUUAGUUGUUGUCGUAGCAGCCUUGGUUCGACUGCGGAGCUUAGAAGACCUUGAGUCCCGUGUAACAGCACUGGAGCAGCGGAAUGCAGGCUGAGAUAAUCAGCCUCAAACAGUCUCAAUUGUCUGCCCCCCGCCCUCCUAACCCUCGACCUGCUGAAGUCCCAGUCUCUCAAUCUAACACAGUCCUCAUGGCAAGAGCAAGUGGAACUGUGACGAGCGCAGGAAUCGGUGCCAGCUCCUCAAGCGGCAGCGCCAGCAGUUCUGCACUAGUCAUAGUCCCAAAUGCAGGGAUAUCAGCCCAAAACGCCACAGUCCUUACUGGCGUACAGUACAGCGGUCCAGUAGUGGACAAGCGGGCAGCCACUUUGCCGUCCAAGUACGACGGGAAAGCGGAUAUCACCUCUUGGAUUAGUUCCAUGCGCUCAUACUUCGAGGUCAUGCGGACAGCGCAGGAGGACCGAAGCAUGAUCAUGGGCACUAAUACUGAGCCCGCCGUACGGAAUCACAUUGAGCUCCAAGCUGUAGCUGCAGGUUAUGAAAGAAUUGACCUGACUGAGUGGCUGAAGGUAACCCAUGUACGCGCCCUUGAGGACCUUCUCAUCACACGGUACCAAGAUAAGCAUGUUGCGCUCAAGGCUAGGCUGAAGCUUGAGGCCCUCAAUGGCCAAACAUGGAGGUCCUCCAUGCAGGCUUUGGAACAGCACUUGACUGGUUUGUUCACCACUCUAGACCUGGGAAUGACCGACGUGUCUUGUAUGGAUGUAGUCAUGGGAGUGGCCCCUAAAGAAUACCUCUCCCUACGAGGACUCAAAGACCAUACCACUUGGCGAGAGCUCAUGACAGAUCUAGUCAACCUAGAGGCCAAGGACCUCGCCAGGCGUAAGAAGGCGCCCGCUGCAGAUGGAAAACCACAACGCAAGCGGUAUGGAAGCAGCAACCAGCUUGCCCUGCAUGAACAUCGGGAGGCUGAAGAUCAGUCCUAUGCGGAUGAUCUGUCUCUAGAUGACGAUCUAGAGCCGGACUUCGAUAUGGGCUGUUCCACAUCAGCCAUUGAGUCUGACACUUCAGGGAAACAGGCAAAGGGCGUAGAGGAGUCAUCAGCACUCCCCACAACAAGGGAAGCUGGAACAUCAGUUGCAGGCCCCUCCGAUGAGCCUGAAUCUGAUCGACAACCUACUCUUGAAGCCCGGAACGAUGCUGAAUCCAAGGCUGCUGUAGUUCAUGUGUUAGACACUGAGCCUUGGGAGGAGUCGAAGGAAGUUGACUUCCACGCUCACCUGGAACAUUGGCUGCAGCUCAAGCAGCAACGCCGUGUUCAAGGGAGUGUGAAGCUAACCUUCUUUAAACUGCUAAUUAACCGUCGAUACAUCCGCGUGCUGAUCGAUAGUAGUUCAACCACUAAUUUCUUUUCUCCUAACGGGAUUCGUAAGGCGGGUUUGGGAAUGAAGCAAGUGGAACUGCAGAACCCUUGUCAGACCCAGGUGGGCAACCAAGAGGUUGUCACCUCCACACAUGUUGUCAAAGGUGUGCGCGUCACCUUUGACAAGGACCGCACUGUCACACAUGAGCUCAACUUUUAUGUCAUGGACAACUGUCCGUUCGACGCGGUCAUUGGCUUGGGCUGCUUAAAGGCUCAUUGCCUAAGGACCACGUGGGCGGACAAUCAGUUCGUGGUGCAUGAUGCCAAGGGGAACGAGCGUACCGUCUUAUUGGAUGAGACGCGCGAGUCUCCUGUGACUCUUCUAAGUGCAAACAAAUUCUGCAAAUCAGUGCGCAGGCGCAAGGAAGUUGAGCAUGUACAUGUAGCUUUUGUAAAGCCUCUCCAUGUGCCUUCUACUUUUGCUGCAUUUUCUACCUCGGUAAGUAACUCUACUUCGACCACCUAUACUUCUAAUCCAUCUACUUCUACUGUAAAUAAUCCCUCUACUUCUGGUCCAAGCACUUCUAAUCCGGUUGUAAUUGUUGUAAAUUCUCAAUCUAAUUUUCUUUCUCCUGAUGAGGAUGAUCCUCCACCAGAAGUCCCAACAAACAUUCGCCAGCUAUUAGAUCGAUUCCCUGAAGUUUUGGCCGAACCUCGUGGAGUUCCCGAGCGUCCGGUCAAACACAAGAUCGAGAUAAUAGAAGGGAGUGUUCCUCCAAAGGGCUGCGUCUACCGUAUGGGACAAGGCGAGUUGGAGGAGUUGAGGAGGCAGAUUGAUGACAUGAUCGAUCGUGGAUGGAUUAGGCCUAGUGAGUCUGACUUCGGUGCACCUAUCCUGUUUGUGCCAAAGAAAGGAGGCAAACUCCGGAUGUGCAUUGACUAUCGUGGACUAAACCGUACCACCCGAAAGAGCGUGUAUCCCUUGCCUCGUAUAGAUGAUUUGCUAGAUGUUGCAGGUGGGUGCAAGGUCUUCUCCAAGAUCGACCUCAAGUCUGGCUACCACCAGAUUGAAGUUGAUCCGAGUGACCAGCACAAAACUGCAUUCAAAACACGCGAUGGGCUGUACGAAUUCAUCGUUAUGCCCUUCGGUCUUACGAAUGCGCCAGCCACAUUUCAGUGCCUCAUGGACAAGGUACUCUGCCAUCACCUCAACAGGUUUGUGGUUGUGUACCUUGACGAUAUCCUGAUUUUCAGCAAGUCCAUGGAAGAGCACGUCAAGCACCUUGAGGAGGUCUUGCAAGUCCUCAAGGCGGCACAGUUGCACCUCAACUUAGAGAAAUCUGAGUUUGGAAGGGACAACGUCAUCUAUCUUGGGCACCGGUUGUCUGCAAACGGCCUUGAGCCGGAGGCAACCAAGGUUGAGGUCAUCCGAAAGUGGCCUCAACCAGCGAACGUACGCGAACUGCAUUCUUUUCUUGGUUUGGCCUCCUACUACCAGAAGUUUGUGCCCAAAUUUUCUGUCAUUGCUCACCCACUCUCAAGACUAACCAGUAAGAAUGCUGCCUAUGCGUGGUGUGAGAAAUGUGAGAUUGCGUUCCAAGCCUUGAAAGAGGCAUUGGUGAGUCAUCCUGUGCUCCGCAUUGCGGAUCCCAACCUCACAUUCGUAGUCACUACGGACGCGAGCCAGUUUGGGAUUGGUGCAGUGCUGCAACAAGACGAUGGUGAUGGCCUGCGUCUGCUCGAAUACUACAACAACUGCAUGCCCAACCACAAGGUAGCUACCUCCACAUACAUGUGUGAGCUCUACGCCCUGCGCGAGGCGCUCACACAUUGGAAGCAUUACCUCUUGGGUCGUCACUUCAAGGUCUACUCGGAUCAUCAGACCUUGGAGUGGAUUAAGACACAAACUGAUCUCUUUCCGACACUGACUUGCUGGUUGCAUGACAUUGAUGUGUACGAUUUUGAGUUGAAACAUAAGAAAGGCUGUUAUAAUCGUGUUGCUGAUGCUUUGUAGCGCCAUCCUGAAUUCUUGACUUGCCUUGUGGGUUCGUAUGACCUCCGAAGGAAACUGAAGGAGGAUCUAGUCGAACACACCGCCAAGGAUCUGGACCUUAGCCCCAUCCUUUAG